UUAAAGGUUCUUAUAUCUAAAAGAGUACUGUGACAGGGCCUCUUUUAUCUAUUCAAGAACAUUGAGACUUACCUAGCUAUUUCUGGUGUGGGGCAUCCUCCUUUGUACUACCAUUUCAGAAGCUGCUUCUCUAUUUAUGAGAUAGACACUGUGAGUAAAUAGGAUGAUAUUUCAGGUGUGACAGAUAAGUAAAAUAAAGAAGCAGCAGCUAAACAUGCAUGGAGGAUAUGAGUAAAGGUUAGUCUUUUUUCUAUUUUCAUUGAAUGGUUUUCAAUUUCCAGUGAGGGCAAUGGAGUAUCCUAAACACCCUGGAGGAACAGAAGAAUGCAACAGCAAUGAGUCAGGUUGGACGAUGUAUAUCGGUUCACCUUACCUUGAUUAUAAUCAAGGAGGUGAUGAUGAUGAUAAUGAUAAUGAUGUCGAUGAUGAUGAAAGAAGUACUCCAAGGAAGGGAUACAAGUAUGCUAAUGAUCAUGUUGAAGAUGGUGGUAGCGACGAUUCCAUGACAUCAGAUGCUUCAUCUGGUCCAAGUCAUCAAGGUGUACUAUGCACAAACAUAGAACAAAUUUAUGGGAAGCAUGUAGAAAAUGACAUCAGGAAGUAUUCAAGCAAGGAACAACAACAACAACAAAAACAGGCAAAGAAGAAAUUGUCUGAUAAGGAUACAAAAGCAGCAAAAGAAGAUUCAGGACAUAAUGCAAAGAGUGGAAAAGGUUAUGGUUAUUACAGAUCAACAACAAGGGGAAAACAUGUGAAUUAAGAGCCAAAAACCGAUACGCCACAAUCACUGUAAAUCCUUCUGCUUUGAUUCCCAUAUCUUAAGUGGCAAAUGUAAUGCAUCAUAUAUCCUAUAAUGUCAAGAUUUAAGAGUGUCAUCCAUGAGGUAAAUUCACAUAUCUUCUAAUGUCAAGUUUUCAUCUCUUUGACUCUUUC
Messenger RNA from Solanum dulcamara, 933 nucleotides. Its product is annotated as protein SOB FIVE-LIKE 1-like. Gene Ontology annotation, biological process: cytokinin biosynthetic process. Bases 290 to 760 code for a protein of 156 amino acids. The record is from RefSeq and is a predicted model, not a curated record. Lineage: Eukaryota; Viridiplantae; Streptophyta; Magnoliopsida; Solanales; Solanaceae. The transcript has a single exon.